Molecule: messenger RNA, 1998 nt
Organism: Clonostachys rhizophaga
Lineage: Eukaryota; Fungi; Ascomycota; Sordariomycetes; Hypocreales; Bionectriaceae
Source: the annotation of a GenBank genome assembly
AUGUUCUCUUUGAAUGCGCCCAUAGCCGAUGAUUCCGUCAUCCGGCCAAUUGGCGAUGAUGACCAGCGCCUGCUACUGGGACUCGUUCACAAGUAUGGUCUUUCAAGCCUGAUGUGCGCCCUGACUGGGCUUGGUGAAUCAUCACGAAACUCGACAGUGUCGGCCACGACCUUGCUAAGCAACACCAGCGCCCCUUCCUUGGUGUGGACGGCCUCAGAUGCCGCAUCCAUUCGAACACAGUCCACCCGUGGAGAAUUGGCUGGUGAUGUCGCCUCUAUUCACGAUUCAGAGCUGGGAAAGCCUUACCUCCCUGAGCGACAGUCGUGGCUCGAGUCGCCUUGCGCCAUCACAUCUCCCCAUGUCCAAGAUGCCAACGUUGCUAUGCCCGCCUCCCCUCGCCUCCACAUCUCCACCCUCAAGAAGUAUCAGUGCCCCAUGUGCUUCCUUGACCGCAACCUGGUCGAAUUCGGCCGCAAGAGCGACUUCAAGAAGCAUCUCAACAACUUCCACGGUACCGACGUCGUCUGGAUUUGCCGAUCCAAGGGUUGCCAUCUGUCAUUCGCUACCGAACGCGCCUAUAGUACCCAUGCCAAGGAGACGCACAGGAUGGAGGCCCUUCCUAGCAGUGCUGCACGAACAGAGCUUUGCCCCCAGUUGGCCUUUGCAUGUGGCUUCAGCAACUGCAAGGACCGCAUCUUCGAGGCCACCACCAAAGACGAUGCUGCGGCAAGCCGCGACAAGUACUUUGAGCACAUUGCAAAGCACUUUGAGGAUGAUUACGAUGUCAACGAGUGGGAGUACCGUGUUCAGAUCCACAACUUGAUGCGCCAAAACCGUGUCAAGUCGAUCUGGAAGUCGUGCAUUUGGCCCAAGGAGAAGAGACAGCAGCUGUCUUGGCGUCCUCGAUCAUCUGGUGACCUGAAGCGAAUGCUCGAGUGCCGCCAUCUUGGAGAAGACAUCUCCCAGCUGGUCCGACUUGCCUACAUUCUCGGUACCGCUCCUUUCACCUCUUCCAGGACGCCUCCUCCCAGUGAGAUUGAUAUGCACUUCCAACUUCCUUUCCGUAGCCAGUGCCUCCUCGAGACUGCAGAUGUACCAGCCAAGGAGGAGGACGACAACAUGCCAACUCUCACCUCUUCCAAGUCCCGUCCCCAGUCUCUCUUCCGACUACCAAGCCGCAAAGGUAGAACCAGCAAGACCCCCCGACCAUCGACACCUGCUUCCAUUGCUGGAUCCGACACGCCGAUGUCUGGGUCCGACAUCACUUCUGCUCCCCACCCUGGCACACCGAUUCCCAUCCCUCAAGGCCGUACCUCAUUCGACGGACCCAAGUUUGCUCCCGAUCAGGCUCCUCAACUGCCUAAGCAGAUGAACACCCCGGUCAGUAUUCACAGCGGAUGCGAGACCCCAGUCUCCGGCUCGCCUGCCAUGUUCUCCGUUCCUAUGCAUCACGGCCCUGACAACCAGGCCUACUACUACGGGGCUCAAGCACCCACAUCCAUGCCUGAGGGCAUUGUCUAUUCUCCGUACGAGCAGCCUCUGCCGCACCCUCAAGACGCCGGAAGCAGGUACAGCGAGAUGAUGUUCGGUUGCACACCCCAGAGCCAGAACUCCAUGGCUCGCCCCGCCACCCCGGUCCCACACAAGCGACCUGCCUCCUGGGGCCGGGUUACAAGCAUGGAAGAGAUGCGUCCCAAGAAAAAGCCUUCUACUCCCACUAGUGGACACUAUAGGCCCGAGUCACCAAUUAUUGGCCAUGGUGAGCCACUCCCCAUGAACCACACUCUGGACAAUGUCCCCAAUGCCUACGGCGAGAUGAUCCCGACUUACCACACCCACCCUCCCACCUCUGUACCACCCGAAGAAUGGGCCCUGCCCGUGCGAAUGGGUACCGAGCCGCAGGGCGGCUUCCAAGACCAGCACCACCACUACGCCCCGGUUCAGCAAGAGGCUGACCCGAUGACGUUCUUCUUUGAUGACACUGAGGGACGCAUGUAA